Molecule: messenger RNA, 846 nt
Organism: Microthlaspi erraticum
Lineage: Eukaryota; Viridiplantae; Streptophyta; Magnoliopsida; Brassicales; Brassicaceae
Source: the annotation of a GenBank genome assembly
AUGCUUCUUAGGGAGAUUCUGACUGACGAAAACCUCUCUCAAUACUCUGUUAUCAUGCUUGAUGAAGCUCACGAGCGGACAAUUCACACUGAUGUGCUGUUUGGUCUUCUGAAGAAGCUGUUGAAACGCAGGCUUGACCUUCGUUUGAUAGUCACGUCUGCCACAUUGGAUGCAGAGAAGUUCUCUGGGUAUUUCUUCAACUGCAACAUUUUCACAAUCCCUGGAAGAACCUUCCCUGUUGAGAAACUGUACACCAAACAGCCAGAAACCGAUUACUUGGAUGCAGCUCUCAUCACAGUUCUUCAGAUCCACUUGACUGAACCAGAGGGUGACAUUCUUGUGUUUUUGACGGGACAGGAAGAAAUCGAUUCCGCUUGCCAGUCUCUGUACGAGAGAAUGAAGAAGCUUGGUAAAAACGUUCCUGAACUCAUCAUUCUUCCUGUUUACAGUGCCCUUCCUAGUGAAAUGCAGUCUAGAAUCUUCGAUCCUCCUCCUCCUGGUACACGGAAAGUGAACGUGUAUAACCCAAAGCAAGGGCUAGAGUCGCUAGUCAUAACUCCAAUCUCACAGGCGUCGGCGGAGCAGAGAGCUGGACGUGCUGGUCGUACUGGUCCUGGUAAAUGUUACCGUCUCUACACUGAGAGCGCAUUCCGUAACGAGAUGCCUCCUACAUCAAUCCCUGAAAUCCAGAGGAUUAAUCUCGGAAUGACAACGCUGACCAUGAAAGCAAUGGGGAUCAACGACCUGUUAUCGUUUGACUUCAUGGAUCCACCGCAGCCGCAAGCUUUGAUCUCUGCUAUGGAACAGCUGUACAGCCUGGGAGCGUUGGAUGAGGAAGGAUUGUGA